GUGGGUAUGCUGGUUGGAAACAUCGCUUAAAAAACAAGCUUUCAAUUUACCGAACUCAGUUACGAAAACUUGGUUGUCACGAAGUAACUGUCAAUGCUUUGAGCCACAAGCCACAAGGCAAAGGCCCUGCUUUUGCCAUUAAAAAGCCAAGGCGCUCUGAAGUGAACUAUUGCCCCCCCUAUCCCACAGGAGAGACUGAGGAAACUUUAGAAACACUUCGAGUGGAACUUAUAAUGGAUGUAAAAAAGAGGAACGGCAAAGAAACAGUGCAUCGAAAAAUGGACAAGCCGUUCUCAUACAGAAGAUUAGAGGUAGUUCGGUAAACACCCAUGGUACAAGAUUUCCAGGAACGGUGGCAUGCGCUCUUUAAAGUGUGUGAGAUAAACGCUGAAUUCAAGAGAAUCACCACUCUGCCACUGCAGUCCCGGUUCCUCUCGCAGCUAGACAUUCUGUCUUCCAAACUUAUUGCUCUCUAUAAAAAAAGAGGUGGACUAAUAGGCAAACACCUAAAAAGUAUAAUGGACCAAAUGACUGAAGAAGAUGUCGACCAUGGGCGUGAAAGUGUUCUGAAGGGCCUUUGUGUGUACCUCAAUGAAGACCCCGAACAUCUGAUACGACAGCAUGUAGGAGUAAGUGAUACAGCCUUUGAAGAAUCAGUUGAGGAAACUACUGUGGGGAUCUUCACGGUGAAACAACAGGAGGCGCAGCCUACUCCAGACGAUGUAGGAAUUAUCCUGGAAGGCCAAAUUGUUAUCCAGGAUUUAGACAAUGUUCCUCUGGCUGUUGCACUACUGUUUGGCCUCCUGUAUGCUCUACAUAUGGAUUAUCCUCAUCAACUCAGGUAUACCUUUGAAGUGAUCCAGAAACUGAUCAUGGAGCUAGAUGGUGGCACACUUUCAAAGAAAGUCCAGGUCCUGAAGAAUAGACUCAAUGAGUAAUGCUGGCCAGUGAGCAUGACCAGCUUAUUUGAGGACUUGUCCAUUUAAGUUGCUUUUCAUUGUUCUCAUGUUGUUGUAAACAAACUUUUAAAUAUGCUUAGUUACUUAAAAAAAAAAAGGCGUUCUGUAGAAAGAAGGAUUUUCAUUGUUUAAGAUGUGUUUAGCUGCACUCGAUAUAAUUUUCACAUUUUACCAACUGAAAACGUUUGUAAGAAAUUGUGCAGUAAGGGGUAUGGUGUUCCAUAUAACACCCCAGAAAGUUGGCCCUUUAUAAAAGAUAGACAUAACUUUGAUUUGCGGGUCAAUCGUUUGUGGAAGUCCAUUUGAAAUUUUUAUUUAUUUAUUUUUGUCAGACUCACUUUUGUAUCGGUAUCUGAACAGAGAGGUUAUGUGGCAUGCACUUUGUUUUUCUACUUUAUGUCAGUGAUCCUUGGUUUGUCUGAAAACCCUGCUGUAAACUGUUAGGAUGUAGACUCAUCUGAAUGUUGACUAUUUUGUAUUAAAAUGUUUGGC
Archocentrus centrarchus (flier cichlid) is the source of this 1451-nucleotide messenger RNA. RefSeq lists its product as uncharacterized. The record is from RefSeq and is a predicted model, not a curated record. Lineage: Eukaryota; Metazoa; Chordata; Actinopteri; Cichliformes; Cichlidae. The coding region runs from base 330 to 938 and encodes 202 amino acids. The transcript is spliced from 4 exons.